This is a messenger RNA of Megachile rotundata (alfalfa leafcutting bee), 2006 nucleotides long. RefSeq names its product maltase A3. NCBI's taxonomy places the organism in Eukaryota, Metazoa, Arthropoda, Insecta, Hymenoptera, Megachilidae. Gene Ontology annotation, biological process: carbohydrate metabolic process. The record is from RefSeq and is a predicted model, not a curated record.
UUCAAACCAUGAAGAGCACCAAUAACCUAGUCGCCAUUGUCCUGUUGCUGACGGCCGCCUUAGCGGCCGGAGAAAUGAAGAAUAAGGGAUGGUGGAACAGUACCGUUUUCUACCAGAUUUAUCCGCGGAGCUUCAAGGAUUCAAAUGGAGAUGGUGUCGGUGAUCUACAAGGUAUAACAUCGAAAUUGGAGCAUUUCAAGGAUAUUAACGUGGGAGCGAUCUGGUUGUCGCCAAUCUACGACAGUCCCAUGGUAGAUUUUGGAUACGAUAUAAGAAAUUUCACAAAAAUUGAUAAAAUUUUUGGAACCGAGGAAGAUUUGAAGGCUCUCGCGGCGAAAGCGAAAAAGCUUGGUUUGAAGGUUGUUUUGGACCUGGUUCCUAAUCACACCUCCGACGAGCAUCUAUGGUUCCAAUUGAGCAUAAAUCGCACAGAUCCAUACACGGAUUAUUAUAUAUGGAACGAUGGAAAGUUGGUAAAUGAAACGUCGGCAAAUGGAACGGUUAUAAAACGAGUGCCUCCAAAUAAUUGGGCCAGUGUGUUUAAUGGUUCGGCUUGGACUUGGAACGAGAAGAGACAACAAUACUAUUUCCAUCAAUUUUAUCCAAAACAGCCAGACCUAAACUACAGCAAUCCUAAGGUUCAACAAGAAAUGAAGGACGUGAUUAAAUAUUGGUUGGAUAGAGGAAUUGACGGAUUCCGUAUCGACGCCGUGCCACAUUUGUUCGAGAGUAAUUACACCCAAGACGAACCAACACUCGAUGUACCAGGUGCUAAUAAGACUGAUCACGUGUCUUUCAAUCACAUCUUAACAAAAGAUCAGCCGCAAACUUAUACCCUGGUGAAAAGUUGGCGAGACUAUGUAGAUCAGUAUGCGAAUGAAAAAAACCAAGACGAGAAGGUGUUGUUAACUGAAGCGUAUACCAGUUGGGAAAACACAAUAAAGUAUUACGAAGCCGGUUCGCAUGUUGCGUUCAACUUCAAAUUCAUAACAGACGCAGACAAAAAUUCGGACGCGUCUACGUUCAAGAAUAUCAUAGAUAGAUGGCUAAAUAUGAUGCCAAACGGAUCUGUAGCUAAUUGGGUGAUGGGAAACCACGAUCGAGUUCGUGUAGGCACACGCUACCCGAAGAGAGGAGAUCAGAUGAUAAUGCUGGAGAUGUUAUUGCCCGGUGUAGCUGUGUCUUAUUACGGAGAGGAAAUCGGCAUGGUGGAUAACGAAACUCUCCACGAGUACGACUUCCGUGAUGGUGCACGCACACCGUUCCAAUGGGACGACAGUGCACAAGCAGGUUUCACUAACUUUUCUAAACCGUGGCUGCCUGUUCACACGGACUACAAAACUCGGAACUUGAAGAAGCAGAAAACCACUGACGACUCUGACUACAAACUUUACACAUCAUUGACAAAUCUGAGAAAGUCUGAUCUACUGAAAAAAGGUGAUUUGCGUACAGUCAUUUUGGAAAACAACGUUCUGGCUGUAAUACGAAACAAAAGCAAUGAUGCAGCAGCACUUUUAAUGAAUUUUGCAUCUCAGCCGAUUUCGGUUAAUCUGACGAGCCUGAUGCCUAAAAGUACUGGUAGAGUGGUUUUGAGUAGCAGCAACUCCGGAGUUAAGAAAAGCACCACUUUUUCAUUGACAAAAGUGUCCAUUCCUGCGCAGGCGGCCUUGUUAUUGCGUUCUGAAGCGAGUGUGUCCACUUAUUCUUUGCUGAUGGUCGUACUGCUCGCGCUUGCUUCGUUGUUCCGUUCGUAAGAAAACAUUUAAUCGUUAAUUUAACUUAUAAUCUGUCAACCGAACACGCGUCGAUUACGAUGACGAAUGUGAUUUUUAACGCGUAAUGCCAUCGUGUGAAAACACCGAUGCACGGAAAAAUCCUGGAGUUCCUACGGUGUUAAACCAUAGACGAUCGAUACAAAUAUUUGUUGUAGAAAAUAUUUGGUACAAAGCGCUUUAUCGAUUAUUAUUUAUUGCGAUACGCGUACAAUUGUUUUAAGAAAUACAAAU